This is a messenger RNA of Diospyros lotus (date-plum), 1187 nucleotides long. RefSeq lists its product as uncharacterized. The coding region runs from base 21 to 1121 and encodes 366 amino acids. The record is from RefSeq and is a predicted model, not a curated record. Gene Ontology annotation, biological process: photosystem I assembly; response to photooxidative stress. Lineage: Eukaryota; Viridiplantae; Streptophyta; Magnoliopsida; Ericales; Ebenaceae. Gene Ontology annotation, cellular component: chloroplast thylakoid membrane. The transcript has a single exon.
CUUCCCCAAUUCCGUAUCUCAUGGCGACGGUCCUUUUCCCAUCUUCCAAAAUAAUGCUGCCUCCUCCUCCUCCUACAGAUCAUUCUUAUCAAAACGAAGCAAACGGCGAAGAGCAAACCUACCACCAUGAGAAGCAGAUCUCGGUAGAUCCAAUUUCCUUGAAAGAACUAACGCGUUCUCCUCCUCUUGUUCCGCCGCCUCCGCCGUUCCUAAAACCCACCAAGUUCUUGAGUGCUAGCCUUCCCGGUUCUACCACCUCUUCGCCUCGACGCAGCAGCCCCAAGAGCAAGAAGAAAUGGAAACACCAAGCCCAACUAGUCAUUGAUCCCCUCUCCCGCCAACACUCUGCUGUGCUCUCCCGCCUCGCUCACCUGCAACAACUAAAUCAGAUCCGGCGGAGUAAAUCAUGCGGCGAGGGCCGAGCAACCGCGCCUUGCGACGAUCUCGAUCUAUGGUUAUUCAAAAAUUCAAAUAAUAUUAUUAGCCUCAACGACACCAGCAGCAACAAGAAGACGACCAAGAAGAAGAUGAAUAUGAUCAGCAGCUUCGGCAAGACCGAACAUAAGAAGCCGCCGGAGAGUGGCGGCGACGACAUAGAAUCUUCUUACGACGAGAAAUUCAAAUGCGGCGCUCUGUGCUUGUUCCUGCCUGGCUUCGGCACAAAGCUGGUGAAACCAAAAGCCAGGGAUGAAACUGAACCGCCGGCUCAUGUGAUCUCGAAGAGAAUCUCCCUCGAGAAAUUCGAGUGCGGUUCGUGGACGUCGUCGGCGAUUAUAAUGGAGGCCGACGGGGUUGGAGAUUCGGGAAGCAAUCUCUUCUUUGAUCUUCCGUUGGAGCUGAUCCGAGAAGGCGUGAACGAUGCAGAUUCGCCUGUCAAGGCGGCGUUCGUCUUCGACGAUGACAAGGCGGAUCGGAAGGGGGUUCUGAAGACAAGCACGGCGAGAAAAGCGACGUCGUCGACUCGGCAUGUUCAUUUCUCUGUUUCAUCGCCGACUUCUUCGUCGUCGUUGUCUCCGGCAACAUCGAACCCUACCUCUCCAGCUUCUUGCAUCACUCCUCGAUUGCGCAAAGCCAGGGAAGAGUUCAAUGCCUUCUUGGAGGCACAACAAUCCAGUAUUUGAUAUUUGAUACUUGUGGUGUGGGGGAUGUUUUAUAUUUAAAUAUAUAAAAUAUUAAUGCAAUGCAAA